UGCUUCCCCUAGGCCAUGCCCAAAUCGGUGGCGUGGUCCCCAUUCGCCGGUGGCACCUUGCUCAUGUGCCUGUUGGAAGUCCUGCAGCAUCCACCAUCUCCAGCCUGGACCCGGGUCAAGGGGUGUGCUCAGGGAGUGUCUGUUGAGUGGGCAGAGAUGAGGGAGCCCAGAAGGCAGAGGCAAGAGAAUGGAGCGCUUGUGUGGAUUCCUGGCCUCAUUAACCCAGCAUCUCUCCCCAGCCCCCUGGCCUUCGCCUGCUCACCAAGGCUCUGCCCCCUGUCCUUUGGCGAAGGAGUGGAGUUUGACCCCUUACCACCAACGGAAGUAAGGUACACUUCCUCCAUCAAGUACGACUCAGAUCGGCACUUCAUUGACGAUGUCCACCUGCCCCUGGGCCUGGCCGUGGCCUCCUGCAGCCAGACAGUCAUCUGCAUCCCUAACUGCACCUGGCGCAACUACAAGGCUGAGGUGCGCUUCGAACCCCACCACAAGCCCACCCGCUUCCUCAGCACCACCAUCGUCUACCCCAAGUACCCCAAGACCAUCUACACCACCACUCUGGAUUACAACUGCCGCAAGACGCUGAGGAGGUUCCUGUCCAGCGUGGAGCUCGAAGCCACGGAGCCCCUGGGCAGCGACUGCCUCUCGGAUGAGUGCUGACUCACGCCCGGGUGGGGCUGGACCAGCUCUUCCGCUGCCUCCUGGUGCGAAUCAGGCCCCAGAGGUGUCUGACCCAGCGAGGCCUCUGAGCCCGGCCUGGGGAGGGAAAAAAAUGUCCCAGCAUCAUAGUAGAACCAUUGAGAGAAUUUUUGGUUUUUAAAAAUGGUCAAAUUGUUUUUAAAACGAGUAUAAUGCUAGUUUGCUGCUGCCUGGUGUCCCCAAAGUCUCAGUUUGACGAGAAAACGGGAAGCCAACUGGAGCAAAAGGAAAACAGCCCCAGUUUGAAAUUGGGAGGGAGGAGCGAGCUCUUCCUUGGUCAGCUGGCCUGAGGAAGGCCGUGCAGAACGUCUCUGGGGUGGAGCAAGUGAGUUUGGAGACGGUUCAGCCCAAGGUGUGUUCCCUAAAAGCGGUGCUAAUUCAGUAAGCUGUGACAUCCGGGUGGGUUCAGUCUGUGGAGAGCCGAGUUCUGUGCCGUAUUUUUUUCCAUUUCUAUUUGCAUUUUCUGUUCACCAAAAACUCUUGGAAUUCUCGAAAUCUUUUUCAUGACAUUAAAAAAAAAAAACCCAAACCACAAUAUAAGAUGCCUUUAAAAAAAGAAAGAAAGAAAGAAAGAAAGAAAGAAAAAUUUCACCCUGCUCUCACCUCUUCAAGAGAGUCAGGUCAACCAGUGGCCAGGUUGAGAGCAACGGCUCCGGUUCUGGUUCCUUCCACCCACUGGUUCCAAGCUUGGGCUCUGGCAAAGCGCCUUGAACCCUUGGCAUCUGGUGAUGUCUCCACAGGCUUGUGUAACUCUCCUGAUAUGUAUUUUGGGCUUUCCAAAUACUUUUCUAUUUUUUCAUAAGGCAAAACAGCAGAGGGCCCUUUUGAGAGAAACGGCAUUUUUAAAGAAUGCUUAGGGAAACCACUUUUGGGGACUCCAUGAGGGGGUUUUGCUCACAGUGGGAAAGGACGACCAUGCCUAGGACUUGCUGCUGGCUGGGAGGGGGCAGAGGUAGAUGUUUCUGGUAAUCUGUUUCAUCAGCAUGGGUGUCCUCUCCAGGGACCCUGGGUCAACUGCCUUUAGGACUUUGACGCUGUCACCGCUGCAGAGGAAUCCCACCAGUCUAAGCCCAACAGCAAGAAAAUUACCCCAUCCCCCCUCCAGGUGAAGGAAAGGUGACUUCAGGCUAGGGAUUAAUGUCACAAGUCAGACUCCAAAACGUGGGCACUGUGGCAAUGGUACAUAUUUCUCUUAAGUGCUUAGUUUAGUGUUAAGUGACAAUCAGGGCCUUAGGUGCAAUGGAAGACACUUGGUGAAUUCGGCUGAACGGGCCUCAGAGGCGGAAAUGGCGGAGGGGCCAGAGGGGGCGGAGGGCCAGGCUGUCUCUGGCAUCAGCGCCCCCCCCUCCUCCUGCCAACCCCCUGCCCCAGGGCUUGUACUUCUUCCUGCCAAUCCCGGAGGUUUUUGAGUAAAGAAAGUGGCAAAUGGCUUUUUCUCUUCCAAUAUCGGAAAGAACAUUCCAUGGAUAUUUCCUUUGAAUACAUCCGCAUUCUAUUCAGUGCUCAGUGCUCGGUGCUCGAGAGGGGUUAUAGCGUGUCAUAAACCCAGAUUGCCACUGUAUCUUUGGGUUUCUGUUGAUGGCUUCUGUGUGUCCUGAGAGCAAAAUUGAUAGCUCUGUAAGUACCCUGGAGCCACAGCAGGGACCUUUGUUCCAAGGAGAGCAGGCGUGAUGAUAAUCACUCUCCUUUAAGAUCAUUGGCAGCCUCUAGAGCCAAACUGUCCUCUUCCCCUUUAACAAUGUUUAGUCCGCGGUGCCCCUGUUUGGAUGCCUCUCUCAGAGGGACCGUGGUCGGGUCCGUGGUCGUGAGUGUGCUGUAGCGAAGCUGAGCCAGAGCCCAUCGAGGGGGCACUCUGGGACUCCACACCCCGCUUCGGCGUGCAGAGUGACAAAUGCCGUCUGCCUUUGGAGGAGUAAAAUUACCUGGCAUUUCUUGACAAAAAUGGAUUUUGCUCUCUGAUUUCGUAAUCUGAUCAUUGAAGAUGAGUGGUAAAUGUAAUUUUUAAAUUGUGUUAAGAGACGUCCCAAGGCUUUGCUCUGGCCCAGUGGGGACACUUGAAUGAGCUCAGAACAACACUGUGGGCAGCGUGGCAGGAGAGCCGUGGGGGAGCACUGCCUUUGAACACAGCCACAGUCUCAUAGGGACGUUUUGAGCUGUCCCUAUGAGAUUUCUUUGUUUUGGGUGUUGGUCAAGUUCAGGCAAAUCAUUCUAGGUGUGGAGAGAAUCUGAAAUAUUACCAGUAAAGUGGAAGGGAGCGACUGUGAAUGUGGAAUGCCAAUAGAAAAGCAGGUUGUGGCCUAAGUUAUUCCCUAGGGAACCAACUGGAGUUCUUUCUGGUCUUUUCCUUCAAACCUGCUGUCUGCACGUUGCAAGAAAGGAAGCAUAUGAAGAUGUGAUGGGCACUUAGGGUAGAUCAAAUGACAUUGACUAUCGGUUGAUUUGUGUUAGUUUACAAGGUAAAAGCAAUGAUUUUUAAACCUUGCUCAUUAAAACCAAACAUUCCUAACCAUAUCUGAGAGAUACAGUUUACUUCUUAAGUAAAAAGUCUUUGGGGCACCUGGCUGGCUCAGUAGGAAGAGCACGUGACUCUUGAUCUCGGGGUCAUGAGUUUGAGCCCCACAUUGGGCAUGGAGCCUACUUUAAAAAAAAAAGUCCUUUUUCUCAGUCUCUUAAAUUAUAGCUUUCAUGUAAUAAGGAGGAUUUGUAUUUUCAGAGAAAAGUUGUUUUCUUUUCUAAUUCAGACCUUUUGAAAAGAAUGAUUACCUUUUCAAUUGACUCUUUUCCUGUUUCUAACCUUUGGAGAUCCAGAAUAGCAUUUGACAAAAACUCCUCUUUAAAUUUAUCUUGAUAUCUGUCCCAUUCCAUUUUGCUUUGUGACUUCUUCAUGUAACAAUAAAUUAUCUUUAAAGAAACAGAA
Suricata suricatta (meerkat) is the source of this 3616-nucleotide messenger RNA. RefSeq names its product refilin B (gene RFLNB). Gene Ontology annotation, biological process: negative regulation of bone mineralization involved in bone maturation; skeletal system morphogenesis; actin filament bundle organization. NCBI's taxonomy places the organism in Eukaryota, Metazoa, Chordata, Mammalia, Carnivora, Herpestidae. The coding region runs from base 16 to 660 and encodes 214 amino acids. Gene Ontology annotation, cellular component: actin filament bundle. Gene Ontology annotation, molecular function: filamin binding. The record is from RefSeq and is a predicted model, not a curated record. The transcript has 3 exons.